Messenger RNA from Oryzias latipes (Japanese medaka), 5022 nucleotides. The record is from RefSeq and is a predicted model, not a curated record. Lineage: Eukaryota; Metazoa; Chordata; Actinopteri; Beloniformes; Adrianichthyidae.
CGCAGCUCUGUAGAAAACAGCUGUUCAUCUCUGCGACUGCAGUACUACAGAUCAACCAGCAGAGGGAGCCUCUCAUUCCUGAAGCAGAAUAUAGAGGAGGAGGUGUGCGGCACCUUAUAAAACUUUAAAUACUCACUUAAGAGGAGUUCUUCUUAUGCUGCUGUAGAACCUAAAUAUCCGGGCAUGAGUGAAGAGGGUCCAUGGACAGACUGUUGCGCCGUUAGCCGUGAUGUAAUGGGCGGUCCUGGCUGCGCGUGAAGCACAGCAGGCCAUCGAUCACACCCAUUGAUCCUCACGGAGCUGCGGGCCGGCACAUGUUAGAUAAGCAGCUGUUGAUCUGGGUUCUGGCGGAGAAGCAGCUGCAGGAGAGGCGCGCAGGAGUCCAGCAGGUAGGAGGAGGGUUUGGCGCUCCUCUUUGCAAAUCUGAAUGUGGGGCUUUUGGUGCAAAAAACUGUUUUAUGUUGUGCUUGUUGUGUUUGCAAGUUUUUACAAAAACAAAUCUCUCUAUGUUAUAAAAAUGUGUUUUUCUUGCAAAAUCUUCUGAUUAUGUCAAGAUAAUCAACUUCAUAAAUGAACUAUAACAGAUUUGGUGCAAUUUUUCAAGAUUAUUUUGACAAAUAUUUUCUCUGGACAUGGAUUUUUAGUCGGAUAGCGAAACUAAACUGCUGUUGCAGUAAUUUUUAUUUUAGGAAUUGUCUCUACAUUUUCAUGUGAUGUUUAUUUGUACAUGUACAUGUUUAUAUGUGAGGAGGUGCAGUGCAGCAGGAGUUAAUGAAAGGAAUGUUGGGAAAAAGGAGGAAGGAGGUUUUCCCUUCAUCCCCCUCCUUUCCGUCUCCUUACUUCAGCUUCUCUAAGGACAGCUUCGGGGGUCACCUCAAAGAUGCCGGGGUCUCUUGCCAGUUUUCCCAGCUUGCCACGGGGCAUGACCAUGCCUGCGCUGCUCAGCUCGCUGCCUCGAGGGGUCAACCCUCCCAGUCUACCCAGAGGUAUCACCAUGCUCAAUCUUCCCAGUCUGCCAAGAGGGGUCACCAUACCCAGUCUGUCCAGGGGAGUCACGUUGUCCAGGGUCAUCGCCAUGCCGACCGUGCCCCAGGCUCCUCGCCGGCUGCUGCAGGACUGCUGCUCCGUGUUCGACCAUCAGACAGCUUCAGGUCUUUGUGGUUGCUGCUGGGCGUUGCGUCCUCGCUACAAGCGGCUAGUUGACAACAUUUUCCCAGAAGACCCCGAGGAUGGGCUGGUUAAGGCAAAUAUGGAGAAGCUAACCUUCUUCGCUCUAUCUGCUCCGGAAAAACUGGACCGAAUUGCUGCAUAUCUGUCUGAACGUCUGACCAGAGAACUGAACCGCCACCGCUACGGAUAUGUCAGCAUAGCCAUGGAGGCAAUGGAGCAGCUGCUGCUCGCCUGUCACUGCCAGAGCAUCAACCUGCUGGUGGAGAGCUUCCUAAGUACGCUGCGUCUGCUGCUGGAAGCCGACAAGCCACACCUCCACAUCCUCGCCACCAACUCAUUUUUGAAGUUUGCCAAUAUUGAAGAGGACACACCUUCAUACCAUCGCAGCUACGACUUCUUCGUGUCUCGCUUCAGUGAGAUGUGUCACUCUGACCACCACGACCCCAACACCAAACUCAAGAUCCGUGUGUCUGGGAUUCGUGGCCUGCAAGGCGUGGUCAGAAAAACGGUGGACGACGAGCUUCAGGCUAACAUCUGGGAGCCCCGUCACAUGGAACAGAUCGUCCCCGCCCUGCUGGUCAACCUGCAGCCGCAUGGCAACAGCAGCAGUUCUCCUGCAGAGCAGACGGAGGUUUGUUUCAGAGAGCUGCUUGGCCGAGCCGCGUAUGGACACAUCAACAACGCCAUCAGGCCCGUGCUCAUGCACCUUGACAGCCACAGUCUGUGGGAAGGACGAGGAUUCGCUGUUCGCUGUUUUCAAAUAAUAAUGUACUCUAUUCAGUCCCAGCACUCCCACCUGGUGAUCCAGCAGCUGCUGGGUCACCUCGACGCCAACAGCAGAAGUCCAGCCUCAGUUCGGGCGGGGAUCGUGGAGGUUCUGUCUGAAGCCGCUGUCAUAGAAGCGGCUGGAUCUGUGGGUCCCACUGUGCUAGAAGUGUUUAACACCUUACUGCGGCAGCUCAGGCAGAGCGUCGAUUACCAGCUGACGGGUUACUACGACAACGCUAGGAAACACAAAACCACCUCACCCGAGGAGAAGAUGUUGCAGGACGCCGUCAUCAAAACCAUUGGAUCCUUUGCCAACACACUUCCUGUUUACCAGAGGUCAGAGGUCAUGCUCUUCAUCAUGGGAAGGAUUCCCGUUCCUGGCAUUUACCCUGCUCUAGGGUCACCCAAUGCAGGGUUUGAAGGCAGCAGGAUGAUUCAGGUGAUGCUGCUCAAGUCUCUCCUCCAGGUUUCUGAGCCUUACGAGAGCAACAAUCUGCUGACGGCGCUGCCCUCCUCCUUCCUUGAGCCUCUGCUGUCUUUCACUCUGAUGGAGGAUCCUGAAAUCCGUCUGCUGGUUUUGUCCAUCCUUACCUCACUCAUCGACCGCCGCCACAAUGCCUGCAGGCUCAUCUCAACCAGUGCAGCAUUCGAGGUGUCAGCUCUGGAACUGAAGGAGGAUGAAUGCUCUCGACAGGAUAACCUGUUCAUAAGGAAGCACGCUCAGCGCCUCUACAGACACGUCUUUCUAGCCUCUAAGGAGGAGAGCAGUGGACACAACCACUACCGAGCGCUCUUCACCCUGUUGGGCGUUCUCGGUGUGGAGCUGGCCAACGAGGAGGUGCUGGUGGAUCUAAUUCGACUGGUUCUGGCUAUGCAGGAACUGGCGCUGUCCAGUCAGGAAAAUUUGUCAGUGUUCAACCGCUGCGGCAUUCAUGCCGUCUGCUCCGCCUCCCUCAACUUGCUGUCACAGCUCGGGCCACCUCCAGCGCUCCGCCAGCAUGUCGCAGAGGUCACAGAAACUCGUCAGAAGGAGGCUCCAUACCUGCUGCCUGACCACAUUUUGUGUGAAAAACCCAGGAUUCCAGAAAAAGAGCUGAAGAUGGAUGAAGCUAUUCUCUUUAAAGCCUCCAAAAUCUGCGAGGCUCUGGCAGGAAGCAGCUAUAGCACUCAUUCUGAACGUAUCAACAUGCCAUACACGCCUGAGCUGACAGAUGAGGAUCGUCUGUCCAGGAGGAAGAGUAUUGUCGAUGCCGUGUCUUUGCAGAUGGACAUGGAGUUAAACUGUUGUGCUGAUGCUCCACAGAAACCUCAGAGUGAGCAGAUCACCUUUGAGACACUAAAGAGUGCCGUUGAUGAUAGAGGGAUUGCAGAAGAGGAGGAAAGGAAAAGGAUGCAGUUGGUGGAGAAGUUUCAGACUGCACCUUUUGAGGAAAUAGCCGCUCAUUGUGGGGCCAGGACAUCACAGCUUCAGUCUAAACUAAAUCGAGUCUUCGAACUGAUCAUCCGUCCUCCUCCGUCUCCAUCUGGACUUUCUCCUCCUCGCUCCGUACCCAUCUAUGAAAUGAAGUUUCCAGACCUCUGUGUGUAUUAGCCAAACAUUCCACUUCAACAUGGAGUUUAAUUCAGAAGAGCAAAUGUGUAGAUGUUAUGAGAUGUUUGUUUCUCAGUGACACAUCUGUUGUUUUUUCGUGAAGAAUUAAGUUAAUUAAGUUCACGCUCCUUCAGUGUGAUCGAAACAUUUGUGGUUGAAGGUUUUGAAUUUAUUUCCAACAAUGAAACAGCAGUUGUGCAUUUAUUAGUUUAAAACGCUUACAUUUAUAAGAAAAAAAGUCUUAAAUGUAUGACCAAAAAAAAAAAAAAAAAAGUUGUCUGUUUAUCUGAGCUGUGCUUAAAGAUGAAAGAUGUGGAUCGUUUUGUGAAGCUUUAUUUUGGUAUUAGGUUUCAAAAACCAUAAAGUUCUGAACUUUUUGACCACUCAAAAUCAAAUCAUUGUUAGUGUAGCAGACUUUACGGACAGCCCCACCCCAAUGUCCCCAUGUGUAAAAUAAGGAGCUCAGCGAACCGUUUGGGUGUAGAGGACCUUUAUUCUGCCCUUUUCAUUCACAUACACAGAAGUUUCUUUAUCCCCUUACGUCAUGUAACUGUCAUGCGCCGGGGUUCACAUCCUAUCUUAUAAUAAACAAAGACUUACUCAAACACAGUUGUUUUUUUACAUUUCUUAUUUCCAUGUUAUUACCCAACUUCCCUUCAACUUCUCACAUAAAUGUCAUCUCAAAAGCCAUAAACUGGAAGCCAAUUCCUGCAGUGUGUGCUUUUGCUUUUUUUUAAAUCAAGUUAAUGAUUUUGUUUUUUUACCCUAAAGUGAUGAUAUUAAAAUUUUGUUUUUAACUAUUUUGUCACUGUGAUUUAGAGCUCUCUCUCUCUCUUUGGCACAACACCUUGACACCCAAACUGGGGUUGACCCGUUCAGGUGCUGCAGGUUUUUGGGUUGCAUCUUAAGAGGAGCGCAGGUUUGUCUUGCAGUUCCCUUGAGGCUCAUACAAACACUCCAAGGGAGAGACGUCCGAAAAAUGGAACGUACCAUUGUUGUACGGUGCUCUUAUGCCACACUUCACUCAUUAGUAAGGGGCAAAAACUGGUCCCCUUAUUGUCCACGCGCACAGAGUGUGCAUGUGAUCAGUGUCCAUAGGAUGCCAACACAAACUACUAGGGAUGGCCCGUUUGACAUGACGCUUCGGCGCGCAUUUCACCUUCAUGAAGCAGAGUGUUUCACCACAAUGUUUCGGGGCGUGUGUCAACUAGCUCAGAUCACGUGGUGGAUGACGUAGGACGCGCCAAAUGCAUCGUUUGGUCGAACCACGCUUCAGAUGUCACUUGUGUUUUGUACAGUUGGGCGUGCUAUUCUCUAGAAAUGCGAAAUGAAUCCUGAACGUUUCCCGACCAGUUCCAUUGUUUCCCCUGUAUUGGAAUCAGCGUCAGUUCAUUGCACUUUACCAUGGCUCCUGGUAAAAAACGUACUGUGGCUCAGGAUCGUUUCAACUCGAUUUCUCGGAAUAAAACAAUACACUAUGAACAUUGUGUAUA